This is a messenger RNA of Gymnodraco acuticeps, 702 nucleotides long. RefSeq names its product high affinity immunoglobulin gamma Fc receptor I-like. The transcript is spliced from 6 exons. Lineage: Eukaryota; Metazoa; Chordata; Actinopteri; Perciformes; Bathydraconidae. Gene Ontology annotation, biological process: cell surface receptor signaling pathway. Gene Ontology annotation, molecular function: transmembrane signaling receptor activity. The record is from RefSeq and is a predicted model, not a curated record. Bases 1 to 702 code for a protein of 233 amino acids.
AUGGAGGCCACAGCGCUCUGCAUCACACUGUGGAUGACGGUGUUUCUGCAGCUCUGUGAACAGAAAGUUGAUGCAGAUGUUUGGAUCGAACCAUCCAGACUUCAGGUCUUUGAAUACGAGCCUUUCUCUUUAAGAUGUGUGGGCUUCGAUGGUUUGACCGAUGUGAACAUUUCACGGCGGAACAAAGCAGGAAAGAAAACUUGUGACGGCUCAAUAUGGGGUUCAUUGAAUGAGACUACUUGCACCAUUACAUCUCCUUAUAAAGAGGACAGUGGAGAUUACUGGUGUGAGGCUAGAGGGAAGAAAAGCACCUAUGUGAACGUCAUUGUCACCGCUGGCUCUGUGAUCCUGGAGAGUCCUGUGCUUCCUGUGAUGGAGGGAGAAUCUGUGACUCUGAGCUGCAGGAACAAGAUGACCACUUCCUCCAUCCUGUCAGCUGACUUCUAUAAAGAUGGCCGCCUCAUCAGGCGCAGCUCUACAGGAAACAUCACCAUCCACAGGGUUUCUAAAUCUGAUGAAGGACUCUACAAGUGCAGCAUCUCUGAAGGUGGAGAAUCACCAGAGAGCCGGCUGGCUGUCAGAGUUUUUUAUUAUAGUUUAUUCACGACUGUGUUCACCGUAGUGAUGGUGGCUCUGCUGCUGCUGCUGCUGCUGCUGGUGGGACUGCUGCAUUGUGGGAAACUCAGGGUCACACAGAAAUAA